CUGUAGUUACAAUCUAUUGGGAAAAAAAGACAAAAGUGGUCCCAUUCACCUAAAAUUAUUCUAUUUCAUUAGUUGCAAUCUACCUAUCUUUCUUGCUUAACUUAGAUAAGGCCUACUUCUCCUCCUUUUGGCCAACUCUUGUGUUUGUAUCUCUUUGUUCUCUUCUCAUUUUUUCCCACUCAGAUUUCAUAUAUUUUUGUUAGUUUCUCACCCCACUUCUUCUUCUUUCAUGUGCUUUGUUCCACUUCAAACUGCAACCUUACAAAACAAUCUUAGCCCUACUCUUCCACUCUCUUUUUAUUGGCUCAUAAAAACAGGAUAUAUGUCUUUUAGACACAACUCAUUCUGUUAUUCUAUGUUCAAUCAACCAAGUGUAAACUCAUCAUUCCAACUCUCUUGUCAUUUCUACACUUCCCUUUUGGAAUUAAACUAAAAUCCCACUUCAAGAUUUAUUUUAUUUCACUUGAAUAUUUCUUUAAGUACUUUAACAUCAUCUGCUCGCAGAUCGUAAGGUAGGGAUAAAGUCUGCAUACAUAUUGCCCUCCCCAAACUCCAGUUGUGAGAUCUCACUAUAUAAUUGAUUAUUCUUGGUUGUUUUUGCUAUACUUUUGGUCAAUGAAGGAGCCUGAAAUGGCAAUUCCUCCCUUAUUUAGGUGUCCAAUAAGCCUAGAUUUGCUUAAAGAUCCAGUCACUUUAAGCACAGGCCAAACAUAUGAUAGAUCCAGCAUUGAAAAAUGGCUAUCUUGUGGCAAUUCAACUUGUCCUGUUACAAUGCAGAAACUCAAUGACUCUUCUAUUGUACCAAACCACACCCUUCGCCAUUUGAUUCAUCAAUGGCUUCAAUUAAACUGCAGAAAUGGUUAUGAUCUUCAUUACUUUCAAACAAUUGAUGAUUCAAUUGUUGGUCUCAAACACAAUCUUCAGUCAAAAGAGUCUACAUUGGACACAAAAGUUCAAGCACUAGAGAAAGUUCUUGCUUUGUCAGAAGAUUUGCCUUUAGAAAACUCUUUCUUGAUUCAACUAGACUUCUUCCAAAUGAUUCUUGAAUUAGCCUUGGAAAAUGCAGUUGAUCAAAGUUCAUAUUUCCAAGAAAGUCUCAUAUUUGUGGAGAAAGCACUUGUUUGUGCAUUGAAAUUGUUGCCAUUUAGUGAUUUGGGAACUCUCAACAUGCUCAAAGAAGAUGAAUCCAAGUUUACAAACUUCUUGAUAUUAUUCAAGAAUGGGACUUUUAUCAUCAAGAAAAGCUUGUGUCAUUUAAUAGUGGCAAUUUCAUCAUCUUUGCAGUCAAAGGAACUUAUAACUAUGUUGGGUAAAUCCAAGAUUUUAAUUCAAGAACUUGUUCAUGUUAUUGAGUACAACUUAGAUGGUUGUGAAGAAUCAAUCAGAGCUCUUUCAGCAUUAUCUUCUCUCGAACAAAAUCGCGAAUUUAUAGUGAAGGAAAAUGCAGUUAAGGCACUCAUAACAUACAUUUUGAAUGCUCCAAAUUGCCAAUAUAGAAGCUUACUAGCACCAAUAGUGGCAAUGAAAACAAUUGAGACAUUGUUAGUAGUAGAAAGUGCAAAAGAGAAAGUUUUGAAUCAUCCAAAUGGUGUUAGUGCAAUUGUGAAGAUGGUAUUUAGAGUAUCAUCAGAUAAUGAAGGAAGUGAAAGUGCAGUGAAUUCUUUAAUUAUUGUGUGUCAUGAUUUCAUGCAGGCUAGGGAAGAAGCUAUCUAUAGUGGGGUUUUGACUCAGUUAUUGUUACUCCUUCAAAGCCAGUGUAGUGAGAGGACCAAAAAUAAGGCAAGAAUGUUGCUCAAGUUGUUGAGAUCCAUGUGCACUGGGGACCAAAAACAACCAUUGUAGAUUGCACAUACAUUGAUUACAUGAUUUCUCAGUUGAUGUGGCUCUUUGUCUUUGUAUUUGCUAUUAAAAUUGUAUCUAAAAAACAUAUACUGAGUUUUUUGUA
Nicotiana attenuata is the source of this 1945-nucleotide messenger RNA. Its product is annotated as U-box domain-containing protein 26-like. The coding region runs from base 616 to 1842 and encodes 408 amino acids. Gene Ontology annotation, biological process: protein ubiquitination. The record is from RefSeq and is a predicted model, not a curated record. Gene Ontology annotation, molecular function: ubiquitin protein ligase activity. NCBI's taxonomy places the organism in Eukaryota, Viridiplantae, Streptophyta, Magnoliopsida, Solanales, Solanaceae. The transcript has a single exon.